Messenger RNA from Heteronotia binoei (common prickly gecko), 1935 nucleotides. RefSeq names its product clathrin binding box of aftiphilin containing 1 (gene CLBA1). The transcript is spliced from 6 exons. Gene Ontology annotation, molecular function: clathrin binding. Bases 592 to 1629 code for a protein of 345 amino acids. Gene Ontology annotation, biological process: intracellular transport. Gene Ontology annotation, cellular component: trans-Golgi network membrane; AP-1 adaptor complex. NCBI's taxonomy places the organism in Eukaryota, Metazoa, Chordata, Lepidosauria, Squamata, Gekkonidae. The record is from RefSeq and is a predicted model, not a curated record.
CCCCUCCGCGAGCAUCCCUCGCCGUCUCCUCCAAUGAACGGCGCCGGUCCGUCCGAGCCCGCCUGGUAGCCGGGAUUACAGCCAAUCCGGAUGCCGCUUUUCGCCGCGGCCGGCACCUGCCGUCGGCCCCGCCCCUCUUCUCCCGUCUGAUCGGAGCCGCUGUAGUUGGGGGAGGAAGGUGCGGCGGGCGAUGCGGGCGAGGCCGGGGCUGCUGCUUCUCCUCAGCCUCUUCCCUGCGGCCUCCCCUCGGCGCCGGUUCUCCGUUGCCCAGGCGGCCCGGGGACGUCUUUGUCAGCGCUGCUGCUUCGUGAGGGGCUGGGAGGGAUGCUGAGGAGGAAGGGGAGAAAACCAGACGACAGAAAUCCAAACUGGAAGAAAACUUAGACCGAGGAACAAGUGCGGCAUUGAUGACUUAGGGAGAUGCUGAAGGGUGCACUUGUUUUGUGCAGUAACAUUAUUUCAGAGCGCUGACGACAGAAUGAAGAUCUCGGUUAUGUUUUUGGAACAUUAACCUUUUUUGUCUUUCACCGCCUGGCAUGUUUUCUGGCUCCUUGGGCCUGUUUUCAUGAGCGGUUCAUCUGUAACAGAAAAAUGCAGGAACCAAAUUCGGUGGAAACACCUAGCAGCGCAGGAGCCUCGAAGGGGGCGUUUUUAAAGCGCUUGUCAGCAGAGACGUGUGCCCUCUCGCUCCCCGAAACCACCGAGGGGGCUGACGGACACCUCAGCCAAAACCGAAAGCUCGGUGGCCUCUUUGAACAGGAAACGGCUCAAGGAACCCUUCCCAGUGAGGGUGGCAAAGGGGGAAAUUACGACCCCUCUCCGGACAGCCUUCCUGAUCCUUUCACUGCAGAAGCUGGCAGCACUUGGGGCGAUUUUGAAGGUUUCAGCGAGGUCAAGUUAGAGAACCAGAGCCACAUCCUGGAGCCUUUGGAGAAUUUAAACGGAGAACAAGCUUCUGCAAAAGGCACAGAUGUCAAUGAUAAUCACUGUACUACCUCAUGUGGGCAAAUCUGUUUCCAAACAGCUGGACAGAACAGAAGAGAGGUUUCCCCUAACGUUCUGAUAAAGGCUAGCCUGAGCUCUGAAGAUGUCAUUAAACGGAGCUUUCCAGAAGUUCCUGUACCACAGUUCUUGGAGAACAUAAGCGGCUUGAAUCAGAUGCUUGAUACAAACACAGAAGACGUGGGCGUUCCUGAACGUACAAAAAUUGAACCUUGCACAGAUUCUGGGGACUUGUGGAAACUUCUUACUCGUGCCAGGAACCUUUCUGGUUUGAGAUGUCCAUGGAAUGAAUCUCAUUGCCAGGAAAACCUUUUAGCCGUUCUUGGAAUAGAUGCUCAUCAAAAGGUCCUUCCAGAAGGCAAAGACGAUGUUGUAGAGAAGAGCAGCAUUAAAGAAAUGGAAGAUUCUAACAUCGACAAGUUCAGCAUCAGCAAUUGUAAAGCCCUCAUUCAAACCAAGCUUUCUGUAUCUCCUGAUCCAAGGCAGAGCCACCUCUUUACUUACAACCUAUUCUUGAAGAAGAUUCCAUCCGCCGGGAACACACAAUACAUAACAGUUCCCCAAAAGAAGAGGAUUUUUACGACGCAAAGCCUGAAGAUGAAAAUGUUCAGCAGCAACGUCUGCUAACGCAAAUCGUUAUCUGUUAUUUUUCAACUUAAAAGAAAACCGUGUAUCGCUUUGCUAACUUGAUCAUUUCCUAUUAGGACUCUGGGAAGGAAAGUACUCCAGCUGUGCAUUUCGCUUGACUGCAGACAGAUGUGGGUUAUCAGGCAGGGCCGGUCACAAUAAACCUGCCCAGAGUGCUGUAGGAAAGCAUGAAGGUCUGGUCUUUGAAGACAGAGGAUAUGCAAACUCCUGUCAUUAUGAACCACCUUUUGUGGACUGAUUGGCUCCCCCCACCCCCCAAAACAAAAAAACCUUUUCUACAUCCCA